GAAGCGCUCGCCGCCCCUCUGACACCCACCGAGCCUCUUCCCACCAUGAGCGUCUUGCAUGCGCAACGGGAAGCGGGAGGCUGUUUCACUUUCACUUCAAACGGAUGUGUAAUCGCUCCGACCUUUCACUCCCCGCUUCCAAAGGGAUAAGGAGUAAUAAUCCCCUCCCUCCUACUUUUUGGCGUCUCCUUUCUUGGCAAAGCUGUUUUGGUUCUGAGGCCCUUCCAGGAAUGAGGAGUAAUUGGGUGGAUCUUGCACAUCUUUUUCCUGAUCUGUCUUUCAGAGGGAUCCCUGAGGAUAAACGUCGUCAGAAUUCUUCACUAGCAUGUGGUGGAUUUGGUCUUCUCCCCUUAUUCUUGCCUCCCAUGAUGGAGCCUAUGAAAGUGGACAAAAUGGAGUCACCGUUCACUGAGUCAUCUCCUUCUAUUGGUGACACGGAAAGAAUUGCCGUAUUCCUGACUCAGGGUCCUGUGUCCUUUGGAGAGGUGGCCAUCCAUUUCAACAAUGAAGAAUGGUUGCUGCUUGAUCUCAGCCAGAAAGACCUGUAUCAAGAAGUCAUGUUGGAAACAUCUAGGAUGGUGGCUUCUUUAGCAUUUGAUGUGCAGAAGGGAAAUGACCGAGAGAGGAAUUUAGUGCCAUUGCAAAUAAUCAAAACUGAAAUUCCUGAGGAGACCUCUUCAAAUAAGCGGGGAAGGAAGAAACAUGAAAAAAAGUACAAUUCGAAAGAAAAAUCUCUUGAAUGUGUGGGAAUGGAUCGCUUCCUGACCCAACGUGAUUCCAAAGAAAAUACGGGGAAAUGUCACAGUAGAAAAAGAUUCAGAUCAAAUCCCAAUGUUAGUAACUGCAAAACUGAAGAAGGCUCUAACAGAAAUAAUCUUACUUCACAUAAAGUGAUCCAGGCAAGAGAGAAGCCCUGCAACAGUGUGGAUUGUGAAAAAAGUGUUGGGUGGAGAGGUAAUUUAACUUCUCAUAAAAAGAUCCACAUCAGAGAAAAACUCUAUAAGUGUCUAGAGAGUGGAAAGAGCUUCAAGUACAGAGAGCGUCUGAAAUCCCACAAAAGGAUCCAUUCUGGGGCAAAACCUUAUAAAUGUUUGGAUUGUGGAAAAAGGUUCAAUGUAAAGAGUUCUCUUACUUCUCAUAACCAGAUCCACACAGGGGAAAGACCCUUUAAAUGCAUACAGUGUGGAAAGAGCUUCAGAACUAGUAGUUAUUUGAUGUGCCACAAAAGGAUCCAUACAGGGAGAAAACCUUUCAAAUGUGUGGAUUGUGGGAAAAGGUUCCGUGUGAAGAGUUCCCUUACAUCUCACCAAAGGAUACAUACUGGAGAAAAACCCUUUAAAUGUAUGGAAUGUGGGAAAAACUUCAGAUGUAGUAGUUACCUGAUGUGCCAUAAAAGGAUCCAUUCAGGGGAAAAACCUUAUAAAUGUGUGGAUUGUGGGAAAAGGUUCAGUAUGAAGAAUUCUCUUACGUCCCAUAAAAGGAUACACACCGGAGAAAAACCCUUUAAAUGCAUACAGUGUGAGAAGAGCUUCAGCACUAGUAGUUACCUGAUAUGCCAUAAAAGGAUCCAUUCAGGGGAAAAACCCUAUAAAUGUUUAGACUGUGGAAAGACCUUCAGAAUGAAAGUUCAUUUUACUAGGCAUACAUUGAUCCAUGUGGGAGAGAAACCCUUUAAAUGCAUAGAAUGUGGGAAGAGCUUUAGGCAGAGUGGUGGUCUUGCCUCUCAUAAAUUGAUCCAUGCGGGAGAGAAACCUUUUAAAUGCAUAGAGUGUGGGAAGAGCUUUAGGCAGAGUGGUGGACUUGCCUCCCAUAAAUUGAUCCAUGCGGGAGAGAAACCCUUUAAAUGCAUAGAGUGUGGAAAGAGCUUUAGGCAAAGAGAUGGCCUUGCUUCUCAUCAAAGGAUUCAUACAGGAGAGAAACCCUAUAGGUGUAUAGAGUGUGGAAAGACCUACAGAAAUACAAAUCAACUGACAUCUCACAAAAGGAUGCAUUCAAGUGAAAAUUCUUAUAAAGGCACAGAGUGUGGAAAACAUUUCAGGACAAGCAAUUUCCUUGCUGCUCAUAAACAAGUCCAUACAGAAGAGAAACCCUAUAAAUGUCUAGACUGUGGGAAGGGCUUCUGCGAAAGCAGUGGGCUUGCUUCCCAUAAACGUGUCCACACAGGAGAAAAACCCUAUAAAUGCAUGGAGUGUGGAAAGAGCUUCAGUGUAAAGUGUACUCUGACUUCUCAUAAACGGAUCCACACAGGAGAAAAACCCUAUAAAUGCCUAGACUGUGGAAAGGGCUUCAGUGAAAGCAGUGGCCUUGCUUCCCAUAAACGUGUCCACACAGGAGAAAAACCCUAUAAAUGCAUGGAGUGUGGAAAGUGCUUCAGUGCAAGGAGUGCUCUUAUUUCUCAUAAACGGAUCCACACAGGAGAAAAACCCUAUAAAUGUCUAGACUGUGGAAAGGGCUUCAGCCAAAGCAGUACCCUUGCUUCCCAUAAACUGGUCCACACAGCAGAAAAACCCUAUAAAUGCAUGGAAUGUGGAAACAGCUAUAAAAGCAGUACUUAUCUGAACCUCCAUAAACGGCUCCACACAGGAGAGAAACCCUAUACAUGCCUAGAGUGUGGAAAGACCUUCAGUGUAAAAAGUGCUCUUACUUCACAUGAAAGGAUCCACACAGGAGAGAAACCCUAUAAAUGUUUAGAAUGUGGGAAGAGCUUCAGCCAAAGCAAUCAACUUAUUUUACAUAACAGGAUCCAUACAGGGGAAAAACCUUAUAAGUGCACAGACUGUGGAAAGACCUUUGCUACCAGUGGCAAUCUGACUUACCAUAAAAGGUCCCACACAGGAGAGAAACCCUAUAAAUGCCUAGAAUGUGGAAAGAGCUUCAGUGAUAAACGCUACCUUACUUCCCAUAACAGUAUCCACACAGAACAGAAAUCAUAUGCAUGCAAUGAAUGUGGGAAGUGUUUGAGUACAAGCAGGUCCCUUACUUACCACAUUCGUAGCCACUCGCCGAAAAAAUUGCACCCAUGCACAGAAUGUGGGAAAAGCUUCAGAUUAAAAAGUCACCUUACUUCUCAUAAGAGGAUCCACACAGGGGGGAAGUAGAAAUGAAUGGAAUGCAGAAGGAGUUUUUAUGAAAACAGGAUGCUUUUCAAGAAAGAAUCCACAGAGGGCAGCAAAAUAUCUUAUGGGAAGCAAUCAACUUAUUUCCCUUAUAAUAUGACCCAUAACGGGAUGGGAGGGAAAUCCCUUUAGGGACUGAAGUGUCCUUAAUUUGUGUAAACUUGUUCAUUGUGGUGUGAAACCAUCUAAAGAUAAUGUAAAAAGAAUAUCUUUGGAAAAAUGUUGUGGGGAACAAUGUGCACAUGCGCAGAACAUUAUAAAAUGACUAAAAAACCUGCUGGCAACAGCAUGUGUGACUGGGGAACCAGUUCAGGGGCGUGGCCAGCCUGCCAUCCCUACCGGUUUGGUGACCCAGUCCCAAUUUCCACUACCAGUUCGCCCGGACCAAUGUGAACCUGUAGCAACCCACCUCUGAAUAUCAUCAUGUGUGCAACUGAUUAAAUGUAUGGAUUUUGGGAAGCUCCCAGAAUAGAUUUUUUUAAUUCCAGAGGUAUUAUCUAUUCAGUUAAGGUCUCGCUGAAAGAAAUCUGUUAAACAAUUGCCCCUCUUAUUACUCUCAGACCUCACAAUCUCGGCUGGGUCACAAACUGAUUUAUUUAGGCAUAAUCAACAUCUGGACUGAUUUGGGGAUCAACCUCCAGGCUUUGUAUAGAGCUGGUAUAUGCAGGCAAACCAAGGGAAAAUGUAUGUGUGUAUAUUCAUUUUAGCUCUAGUUGUAUUGAAAAUACUGACUGCCUUAAAACAUAUAACAAGGUAUUUCAGCUAUUAUUUUUUCAUAUAUUUCAUAUGUGCAUCAGUUUAGUUGCAAGUGGAAAUCUCUCCCAAAUAUUUAUAUACACAGUCCAGUCUGGUGCCAAACUGCAUUAACCCAGCUAAAAGGGACUUUAUAAAUAGUUUUAUUGGUCCAACAAUGUACCGUAUGAGCAAUAUUUUUAAAAAAGGAAGUAUUGCUUGAUUUAAAUUAUUCAUUGUUCAGUUUCACAGAGUAAUCAGUACCAUAUUUUCUAUUUUCCAAGAUUUUCAAAAGUCAGUUUAGUGCCUAUUUCAUUUGGUGCUAUCAAGUUGAUCAGAAAAAUCAAUCAUACUUGACAUGUUAGGGGACCAUAGCAUUGCUAUGGUUUUGGAGAAAACUGUUAAUAGCAUGAUUGUGACACUGUGCUUUUUAACUUAAUAUAGCUUUUUUAAAAGCAUAUUUCCUGAUUGUUAACAACCUUUCUCAUUUUGAAAUGUUAAUAAAUUAUUGGAAACAGUU
This is a messenger RNA of Thamnophis elegans (Western terrestrial garter snake), 4368 nucleotides long. RefSeq names its product zinc finger protein 665-like. The transcript has 6 exons. The coding region runs from base 105 to 3098 and encodes 997 amino acids. Gene Ontology annotation, cellular component: nucleus. NCBI's taxonomy places the organism in Eukaryota, Metazoa, Chordata, Lepidosauria, Squamata, Natricidae. Gene Ontology annotation, biological process: regulation of DNA-templated transcription. The record is from RefSeq and is a predicted model, not a curated record.